AUGCCAAGAGCCCAAGACCCAGAGCAAGGCCCCGAAGAGCCCAAGAGCAGAGAAGUCCAGAGCCCAAUAGCCCAAGAGCCUCAAGAGCCCAAGAGCCCAAGGCCCAAGAGCCCUAAGGCCCAAGCCCAGCUCGCGAAAGUCCGCAAGAGCCAAGAGCAAGAGCAGAGCCCAGAGCCCAGAGCCAGAGCCCAAGAGCCCAAGAGCCCCAAGAGCCUAAGAGGCCAAAGCAAAAAGCCCAAGCCCAAGAGCCCAAGAGCCAAGAGCCAAAAGCAAGAGCAAGAAGCAAGACCAAGAGCCAAGAGCCAAGAGCGAGAGCAAGAGCCCAAGAAGCAGAGUCCAGCCAAGAGCAAGAGCAAAGAGCCAAAGAGAAGCCAAGAGCCAAGGAGCGAAGAGCCAGCAAGAGCCAAGAGCCAAGAGCAAGAGCCAAGAAAGAGCCAAGAGACCAAGGCCAAGAGCCAAGAGAAGCCCAAAGCCAGAGCAAGAGCAAGAGUCAUAGAGCAAGACCAGAGCCAAGAGACCAAGAGCAAGGAGCCAAGAGCCAAGAGCCAAUGA
Molecule: messenger RNA, 552 nt
Organism: Pomacea canaliculata
Lineage: Eukaryota; Metazoa; Mollusca; Gastropoda; Architaenioglossa; Ampullariidae
Product: pollen-specific leucine-rich repeat extensin-like protein 1
Exons: 3
Coding region: 1-552 (183 amino acids)
Source: RefSeq, a predicted model, not a curated record